This is a messenger RNA of Cynara cardunculus var. scolymus (artichoke), 2268 nucleotides long. Its product is annotated as two-component response regulator ARR1-like. Gene Ontology annotation, molecular function: DNA binding. The record is from RefSeq and is a predicted model, not a curated record. The transcript is spliced from 6 exons. Bases 140 to 1966 code for a protein of 608 amino acids. Lineage: Eukaryota; Viridiplantae; Streptophyta; Magnoliopsida; Asterales; Asteraceae. Gene Ontology annotation, biological process: phosphorelay signal transduction system; cytokinin-activated signaling pathway.
AAGUCAAUUUUUGAUCUUCUUUCUGUUUUCUUGAAUUGGGUACGCAUGCUUUUGUCAAACAUCAAGUGGGUUUGAUUCAUAAAUCACAAAAGGCCAUGUACUUUUAUGGGUGUUAUUGAGGUUUUCCUCGGAGAAAUCAAUGAAUCUUGGAAGUCAAGUACUGGUCAGCAAACAGUCGAUGAUGCCUAGUUCAAGUGGUGCUUCUUGGAAUUCUGUCGGCGCCGGUGAUGGCGAUGGUAAUAGCUCCGACCAAUUUCCGGCUGGUUUACGGGUGCUUGUUGUCGACGAUGACCCAACUUGUCUCAUGAUCUUAGAGAAGAUGCUAAGAACUUGCAAAUAUGAAGCGACUAAAUGCAAUAGAGCCGAAGUUGCUUUAUCCUUAUUGAGGGAAAACAAAAAUGGGUUUGAUGUAGUGAUUAGUGAUGUUCAUAUGCCUGAUAUGGAUGGAUUCAGACUCCUUGUACACAUUGGGCUUGAGAUGGACCUUCCUGUUAUCAUGAUGUCAGCUGACGACAGCAAGAGUGUAGUUAUGAAGGGUGUUACUCACGGGGCUUGCGACUAUUUAAUAAAGCCUGUGCGUAUGGAGGCAUUACGUAACAUCUGGCAACAUGUGGUUCGAAAAAGAAAGCAUGAAUGGAAAGAUAUCGAGCCAUCCGUAAGUUUGGAUGAAGGUAACCAACAACAGAAGAAACAACCUGAAGAUCCCGACUGCACGUCUUCUGCUAAUGAAGGGCAUAAUUGUAAAACCGCAAAGAGAAGGAAAGACGAUGAGGAUGAAGCUGAGGAAAAAGAACAUUCUUCUUCUUCUUCGAAGAAGCCUCGGGUUGCUUGGUCCAUGGAGCUUCAUCAACAGUUUGUUGCAGCCGUUAAUCAGCUUGGAUUCGAUAAGGCUGUUCCGAAGAAAAUCUUGGACCUCAUGAACGUUCCUGGAAUAACACGAGAAAACGUUGCCAGCCACCUUCAGAAAUAUCGGAUUUAUCUUAGAAAACUCGGUGGGCCCCAGCAAUCGGGCACGAUCAACCCUUCUUUUAUGGGCAAUCUUGAUGCAGGUUAUGGGUCACUCAAUGAGCUUGAUCUUCAAGCCCUAGCAGCCAGUGGUCAACUCAAUCAACUCCCUGCUCAAAGUCUUGCAAGCCUUCAAGCCGUGGCCCUUGGCAGGUCGGCCAACCCCAGAUCUAUUUCUGUGCCCCUAAUUGAUCAAAGAAAUGUAUUUAGCUUCGAGAACCCAAAACUGAGAUACGGGCAAGUCCAAAACCGCCAUGGGUAUAAUAGUAAUAUCAGCAAGCAGAUGAAUUUGCUUCACGGGGUUCCCACAACUAUGGAGCCGAAGCAGCUUGCCGGGUUUCGGCAUUCCUUCAACGGCAUGAAUAGCCAAGGCUUGAUUCCGAUGACUGGUCAAAGUCAAACUCAUGAUCAUUUAUCGAGACGGCCUGUUUUGUCAAAUGGAAUGGUUGGCAACACGAGAGAUACAGCAACAGCAGUGUACAAUUCGGCUGCCUCACAAGUUGCAUCUCUUGUACAAUCCACCAGUCUUGCAUCCAGCAACAGUUUCCCUCUUAGGGGCAGUUCGGGAAUUCCUUCUAUCAUGUCUACAUCGACCCUCCAACGAGAUGGGAACAUAGAAAAUGUUCAAAACAGACCGCAGAAUUGGGGUUUACAAGGUGUGGAUUUAACCCCAAAUCCUUCUCAGCAUACAAACAAUAUGCAAGGAGGAAUGAAUGUGCUUCAUCAUAACUAUAUUUCUGAUCAGAAUAUCGGGGGUAGUAAGGUAAUUAUCUCGUCUGGGGAAGGAAGUUGGACUCAUAUUACAGACGAUCCUUCACCCGUUAAUCAACCAUUUGGCACUGAGGAAUACAGCCAAGAGGAUCUCCUAACACCAUUCCUUACACAGCAAGAAGGGGUGGGACAGGCGGAAAAUGAUUUUGGGUUCGAUUGGUAUUCUUCUUCGGAUAAUCUCCCGGUGUAAGGAGGACAUCGUGGGUGUACAUAAACGAUUGGUUCGAGCCAUAUUCGUCAAGAUUCAUAAUGAAGAUGGAUGAUGAUAAGGCGAUAUGCAAAGGCAUAUUUGCUGAAAUUUUUAGGUUGAUAAUGAAAAAUUAGUGACAACAAUGGUGGUUAACGUUGUGAACUGGAUUUGUCAAGGGUUGAUGAUGGUUUUAGGACAGCUUGGUGUUUUGUGUUUGUUUCUUUUAGAUUUUUAAUGUAUUGCAAUUCAUGGAUAUUGAUGUUCUUUUAAGAUUUGUCGGUAAAUAGUCGGUUACUGGAUGA